AGUAUUUUGGAGCCUUUACAUAUUAAAUGGAGCUGCAUAUGUCUCACACUUUCUAGCCUACAACUGAAGAAAGAAGGAAAGUGAGUAGAAAAGAAUCUCACUCUCAACAACCACCAUCACUUGUAUCCAAACACCACCCAAGCAAGAUAUGACUAAAGAUGAAGACUUUAAGCUCCUCAAGAUCCAGACUUGUAUUCUUAGAGUUAAUUUACACUGUGAUGGUUGCAAACACAAAGUGAAGAAACUUCUUCAAAGAAUUGAUGGUGUCUACCAAGUGAGCAUAGAUACAGAGCAGCAAAAGGUGACUGUUUCAGGAAGUGUAGAUCAUGAAACUGUGAUCAAGAAAUUGGUUAGAGCUGGUAAACAUGCUGAGCUUUGGUCAAACAAGUCAACUGAAACUCACAACCAAAGUCAAAGUCAAAAUCAUGAAAACCAAAAAGGCUCAUGUAUGAAAGAUGACAAGAAAAACAAAGCCCAGAAACAAGAUUUCCUCAAAGCUCUUGAAUCAUUGAAAAACCAGCAAAAGAUUCAACCGUUGAUCUCUGAAGAAGAUGAUGACUAUCUUGAUGAUGACGAAGAUGAAGAUGAUAUUGAAAAACAUGAAGAGGAGUUGAAGUUACAAGCCCCAAAAGCAAAUCAAUUGGCAUUAUUGAGACAGCAGCAACAGCAGCAUGCUGCUGUUGCUGCUGCUAAUAGUAACAGUAAUAGUAACAGUAACGGAAAACCGGUUAAUGGUGGGAAUGUGGGAAAAGUUGGUUUAAACCAGAAUGGUGGAGUAAAAAUGAAUAAUAAUAUUAAUAAUAAUAAUAUGAAUGUUGGUGAGGGUAAAAGGGUAAAUGACAUGAGCUCCAUUAUGAACAAUCUUGAUGGUUUUGGUGGGGGUAGUAUUGGUAAUCUUGGAGGGUUUCAAAUUCCUCAAAAGAACACGGUGCUAGGAUCUGGUGGAGCAGGGUUCCAUCUUCCUAACGGCGGUCUACCGAUCACGACGGGUGGUUACAACCCGUCGUCACAAGCGGCCGCGAUCAUGAACAUGAACGGUGGAGGUCUGCAUCCGCAGCCGCAGCAGCAGUAUAACAACUCUGCCGCUGCGGCAUCGAUGAUGAUGAUGAACAUGAAUAGGCAAGCGUUUCAACCGAUGCAGCAUCAGCAGCCUCAGAUGAUGUAUAAUAGGUCUCCGAUAGUACCACCCGCCACUGGGUACUUGUAUAAUUACAAUCCGGCACCUUACAGUUACAAUGAGUAUCAUCACGGCUACUAUAUGGGCGCUAACGGCGGUGGUGGUGGUGGUGGUCGCAACUCUGCUGCGGAUAUGUUUAGUGAUGAAAACACAAGUAGUUGUUCUGUUAUGUGAGGGGUACAAGUGGAAAAAAAGUAUUUAAUAUUUCUGCAUGUAUGGUGUGAAUGAAGUUUUUUUCUUGUAUCAACUAUGUAAUGGUGAAGCUUUUGUUAUCAAGUUCAAGUUAUGUGUUUGUUAUAAUA
Messenger RNA from Helianthus annuus (common sunflower), 1479 nucleotides. RefSeq names its product heavy metal-associated isoprenylated plant protein 37. The transcript is spliced from 3 exons. The record is from RefSeq and is a predicted model, not a curated record. Gene Ontology annotation, molecular function: metal ion binding. Bases 149 to 1351 code for a protein of 400 amino acids. NCBI's taxonomy places the organism in Eukaryota, Viridiplantae, Streptophyta, Magnoliopsida, Asterales, Asteraceae.